Molecule: messenger RNA, 771 nt
Organism: Aegilops tauschii subsp. strangulata
Lineage: Eukaryota; Viridiplantae; Streptophyta; Magnoliopsida; Poales; Poaceae
Source: RefSeq, a predicted model, not a curated record
AUGGCGGGAAACAAGCGCGCGGAAAUCGUUUGCGCGCGCCGGGAAAAGGCGGCAGAUCGCGCGCUAGAUUUGGCGCACCGCGUCCGGCGCGCCUAUAAAUUGCGGCGCCUCUGCCGCUCUCUCUCGCUCGCUCUAGCGCUUUCUUUUCUCACCGCCAAUACGACACCACGGCGCCACCAUGCCGCCUCGCCGCCGGGGACGUUCGGGCUUUCGCGGCGUCCGCGUGCGUCCGUCCGACACCUACUCCGCCUCGAUCCGGUUGGGCGGUGGCGUGCGCUCGGCCUCAGAACCUUCGACACCGCCCAGGACGGCGCCCGCGCGUACGACGCUGCGGCGUGGCGCCUCCGGCGGUCCCGUUGGGACAUGAACUUCACCGACGUGGCGACGCCAGAGCGGGCACAAGAGUUGGCUCCUUUCCCGCGGCUUAUCACCGACGAGGAUCGGCGCAAAAACCGAAGGCGGGAGCGCCGUCUCAGCCUGGCCGAGAUGGACGAGGAAGCCAUGGCGCUAUGGAGGCAACGCUUCCCGCAAGAUAUCAUCAACGAGAAGCAGUUCUUCGCCGAGAGGAGGGCGGAGAGGAAGGAGAAGAGGAAGGAGCGAGACGCCUAUCGCGAGGACAAGCGAACGCGGAAGGUGGUCGCUAAAUACAACAUGGCGCUAGGAGAUGUGUCGUCCUGGGACUCCCGCGACGAUCGGUUCCUUGACGCCUAUGCUCAAACGUCUGAGGAGGACAUCACGGAGAGAGAGUCCGAGUCGGAGAAUGACGAGUAG